GCAGGUUGGUUUACACCAGAGGUGGCACAGGCGCAUAAUUUACCGAUUUAGGUCAGUGCCUCACUAAUAAUUCCAUUGCAUGUUAUUUUGUGAAUUAGUUUAGAUGAUCAUGUUCCGGACGACGUUCUUUUCAUUCUAACGUCCGAAAGUAGUCUUAUUUAGGCUACUCAAAACGUGUACGAAUCGGUGAAGAGGCACGCACAGCAGUGUACAAUAGGCUACUAGCCGACACCGCCCAACAAUCGAAAGAAGAAAUGUGGACUAGAAUUGAACCCGCCCAGUAAGGACUUCCCGUUUUUCAUUGGGGGUUGUCAGUGAAUGCACAAAUAUGAUUGGUCCGGAAGCUGUCAUUCAAAAACACUAUACGGAAGAAAAUGAGGAAGUAGCCUACAUCUCUAAAUAGUCGACAAACCCAGGAAUUUCCAUGCCAUAUUUCCAGGACUGGAAAUAUUAUAGCCAUUAUAGUUGAAUUCAGGACCAUGACAUCCCUCGAGGGAGGAGGAGGCGGGGCCGAGGCUGCUAAACCCGUGGCCAUGGCAACACAAAUGUCGAUGGCCGGUCACUGCGACAGAGACAACAACCGGAAGCAUGGGGACGAGGUAGCAGAAGAAAGGGGCGAUACUGCCGGCACUAUCACGGCUGCGGCUUUGCUCAAGGCCCACUCGCUGGACGUGAACUUCGAGGUCGGCGACGAGUAUGAAGUCAUAGAGACCAUCGGUACCGGGGCUUAUGGAGUUGUGUCCUCUGCUCAGAGGCGGGAUAACGGUCAAAAGGUGGCAAUUAAGAAGAUUCCCAACGCCUUUGAGGUUCUGACAAACGCCAAACGCACGUUGAGAGAACUGAAAAUCCUUAAACACUUCAAGCAUGACAACAUUAUUGCAAUCAAAGACAUCCUGCAGCCAAGCCUCCCUCACUCAGCAUUCCACUCGGUGUACGUGGUCCUGGACCUGAUGGAGAGCGACCUGCAUCAGAUCAUCCACUCCCGCCAGCCGCUGACCUCUGAACACGCCCGCUACUUCCUGUACCAGCUGCUCCGAGGCCUGAAGUACGUGCACUCAGCCAACGUGAUCCACCGUGACCUCAAGCCCUCCAACCUGCUGGUCAACGAGAACUGCGAGCUGAAGAUCGGCGACUUCGGCAUGGCGCGCGGCCUCAGCUCUCACCCGGAGGAGUCCCACCCGUACAUGACGGAGUACGUGGCCACGCGUUGGUACCGCGCCCCCGAGCUCAUGCUCUCCCUGCACCACUACAGCCUGGCCAUCGACCUCUGGUCCGUGGGGUGUAUCUUCGCAGAGAUGCUGGGCCGCAAGCAGCUGUUCCCCGGGAGGCACUACAUCCACCAGCUGCAGCUCAUCAUGUCCGUGCUGGGAUCCCCGCCGGACAGCGUGACCGAGGCCAUCGGCUCGGACCGGGUGCGGGCCUUCAUCCGGAACCUUCCCCCCCGUGCCCCUGUGUCCCUGGCCAAGCUGUACCCCCAGGUGGAGGCGGAGGCGCUCAACCUUCUGGAGGCCAUGCUGUGCUUCGAGCCCCGGGGGAGGAUAGGCGUGGCCCAGGCUCUGGAGCACCCGUACCUGGCCAAGUACCACGACCCGGACGACGAGCCCGUCUGUGUGCCGGCAUUCGACUUUGAGUUUGACGAGCAGCCCAUGAACAAAGAUCAGAUCAAGGACGCCAUCCUGGGGGAGAUCCAGGACUUCCACCAUAGGAAGCAGGGCAGCCGACAGAGGCUGCAGUUCAGGCCCCUGGCCAGGGGGGACGGGGGCGGGGGGGGUGCGGACCAGAGGAACUCUCAGGGCUCCGUGGUGGCCAGCAGCUCUCUGGCGACCCUGUCCCAGCCUCUGCAGACCGCUCUCCCAUCACAGCGGCUCGUAGAAAGCGCUCAACAGCAGCCGCACAGCAACAGCGAGAUCCACCAACGACCGGAAGGAAGCCAGGCUUUUGCCGGCUUCAACGAACAAGGCAUCCCGCUUGUGGAAGUGACUCCACCCUCCUUGCCCUGCUUGAAUAAAACGGAGAGCUGCCAGGAUGUGGACAUGCCCAGUGCCAACUCGGAUAGCGGCCAGCCGGAAACCAUCGACCUGACCACGCCUGUGUCCAGCCGGGAGACGUCUCCCUCCACCACCAUGAGGGAGUCCAAGAGGGAGGACAAACGUCUGGGUGAGGCCUCGCGGAGCCAACCCAUGUCUCAGACGCUCUCGACCUCGACACACACCAUGGCUCCCUUACCCUCCCCUGUGCCCUCCCUGGCCAUGUCUCAGGCCCAGGCCCAGGCCCUGUCCCAGACCCUCUCCCAGUCUCUCUCCAGGGGAGCCAGGGCCCCCACGGGGGCCGGAGAGGGAACCAGGAAAGAGGGAGCCAUAUCAGCUGACACAAAAGCAGCCCUCAAAGCUGCUUUGCUCAAGUCUGCUCUGAGAAACAAAGCCAGAGAUGGUGGCUGUACGACAUUAGGCUUGGAGAUGGGUGGAGGCCUCUCCUCCUCCCUCUCCUCCUCCCUCUCUGAGCGGCGGCCGGUCACAGCCCAGGGACGUCAGAGAGAGAGGGAGGCGAAGAGGCGGAGGCGGCAGGAGAGAGCGAGGGAGCGAGAGAGGAAGAUCCAGGAGAAAGAGAGGAAGGAGGGGAAGCACGGGGACUGUCUGGGCGGGGUCAUCUUGAGUGACAACGACAAGAGCCUAUUGGAACGCUGGAAAAAAAUGAUGGACGGUCGCAACGACAAAUCGCAAGCCUCGGAUGCUGACAGAGCGAAAGCGAAGGACUGCGGAAUGAACUGCCACCCAGGAGCUGACUUUGACAGCUGCCUCAGAGCAGCAGAAGGGUCGAACCCUCCACAGAAGGACAAGGAUUCUAGGAGUUUCCAGCCUCAGAAACCAGUGGAGGACCAUCUUCCAGGGAUCUUUCUUCCUUCCAGCACCCAGUUACCUCACUCUGUCACCCAGACAAAGUGCUUGGAGAUCGGCAUGGUGGCUGUGAAUGGAGGUGUGGAUGUAACGGGGGCCACGGUUGGCCUGGUGACCAGCCACCUCGAACCCCAGGGGGAGAGCGGAGGCCUGGGUGGCCGCAGCUCUCUGGGGGUUUGGCCCGGCCAGCAGGUCAGGUCCAGUUCAUCCCAGCAACAACUUCCUUUAACCAGGCCAUCCCAGGAGCCCCAGACUUGUUUGCCCCUGCCCCAGCCCCUGCCCCAGCCCCUGCCCCAGCCCCUGUCUCAACCUCACCAUCCACCCCAACCUCAACUGCUGUCACUGGAAACCUUUUUGAGCAAAGCCCCAUCCCUGUUACCCAGACAUGUCAAUGGCAACUCCAACCCAGCAGCUGCUGUCGCUGGCCCCCUGGGGAAGCCGGGCUCCUCUCUGGGAGAGCCGCCCGGAGCCCGGCAGCAGAACCAGGCCUGUGGGGGUUUAGGGGCCUCGUCUCAGCCCCAGCCCACCCAGGGCUUCACCGACACUGGGCAGCCUGGGCCCGCGGGGGCCCCUGACAUCCACACAGUCACCCUGCAGCUGUCCAAGUCACAGGUGGAGGAUGUGUUGCCUCCAGUGUUCUCUACCACUCCCAAGGGCAGCGGGGCAGGCUACGGAGUGGGCUUCGACCUGGACGACCUCCUCAACCAGUCUCUCACCGACCUCCAGCACACUGACCUCAGAGACUGUUAUAGUGACUCAGCCCCACUCUCUGCCUCACUGCUCUCUGAUUGGCUGGAAGUCCACCGCAUGACCCCGGCAGACUUGGAAUCUCUUCAACAGGAGCUGCAGCUGGGAUCUCCCAUGAUCCUCUCUGAUGCCAUACCUCCCGACACCUGAACAGACUCGUUGCCAAGGAUUUCCUAGAAAAGGAGCUCCCAUAGAAGAAAUUACAUUAAAUAUGAAGCACGUUUGUUAGCUGUAGUCAUGAAGACUACAGCUCAUGCUGCAUGUGCCAAGGUUUUCCAGCUUUCUAUUUAAUAAAAUGAAUC
Osmerus eperlanus (European smelt) is the source of this 3943-nucleotide messenger RNA. It is a transcript of the gene mapk7, whose product is annotated as mitogen-activated protein kinase 7. The transcript has 8 exons. Bases 480 to 3791 code for a protein of 1103 amino acids. Gene Ontology annotation, cellular component: cytoplasm; nucleus. Gene Ontology annotation, biological process: protein phosphorylation; intracellular signal transduction. The record is from RefSeq and is a predicted model, not a curated record. Gene Ontology annotation, molecular function: MAP kinase activity; ATP binding. NCBI's taxonomy places the organism in Eukaryota, Metazoa, Chordata, Actinopteri, Osmeriformes, Osmeridae.